CUCAUAGCAAAGCCAUGUCUGAAAUUACGAUUUUCUGUCUUGUUUUAGGAGACGCCGUCAGCAGAUCUUUUCCGGUCGAUAUUGACAAAAGCACAAUAUCCAUCGGGCAUUUAAAAGAACUUAUUAAGAAGAAGAAGGAUCCCUAUUAUAAUAAUAUUUCAGCAGACGAAUUUGAACUAUGGAGUGUGGACAUUCCUAUUAACCUAGAAAAUAUAGACACAAAAAUAAAUAAAGAAAAAAUUAGUGAAUACAAAGGUGUGAGGUUGCUCCCAAACGCUGUUGUAGAAACAGUUUUUCCUGAAAAUAAUAAAAAUAGUAUUCGCAUACUUGUACAACCACCAGCUACCACUGGGAUAGCCGUACAAUCCAAAGGAUUAUCAAGACUAGGAGGCCUUGGCGGGACAAAUAUGAAAAGAAAAGAAGAUGGCCUAGGUUAUGAGGGUUUAGACCUCACACAUAUAGACAAUAUAUGUCAAAGAAAGCAAACUAUCAACAGGUUGAUUGAUGAUCUGUUGAAAAAGCGGAUUAUUCUAGUUCGAUCACCCCCAAUGGCCGGAAAAACAUCACUUGCGCAAUUAUUGGAACAUAACAUUCUUCAAUCGGAUGAAGGAAAGAAUGGAUUAAGAUGUGUUUUUCGAAUUUCACUAAUGUGGAUGGUUAAACGCGGAAUGGAAUGGACUUUCGCUGAAGGAUUUAAAACUCUCAUGAAUAUGGAAUGGGGUGAAUUUAUACAAUUAUGUAGACAUACCGAUAUUGACGUAGUUUUGAUUGUUGAUGAAGUACAGUUGAUUUAUAAGCCGCAGAAUGAAAGUGAGCCUCGCAAUGGAGGAGGUAUAUUUUGGGAUACAUUUAAAGAAGUUAAGCAAUAUUUGACAAAUCUUUGUAUAGUAGCAUUUGCAUCAUACGGUCAUUAUGGUGCUUACACUAGUUACGGAGAUCAUUCAGUUAUGGACAUUUCACCACCUUCUAUUCUUCGUAAGGAUGAUACAUGGGGUUUUUCGGAUGUCCGUUUUACUGAUGAAGAGUUUGACGAUUACGUUUACCGAUUUUGUGAAAUGCGUCUUCAUAUGUUGAAAAAAGGAGACAUUCCGUUUCUACAUAAUUAUGUGCGUGAAAUAACAGCCUACCAUCCUGGUUUAAUUGCUUUUACAAUGGAUGAAAUUUACAAAAGAUUUGUCAAACGGACCUCAGAGCUGGAAUUCGGUGAUAUUUUUGCCUUUCUCAAAUCCUAUGAGUUUUAUUCUCAUCUUAAAUGUAUCCGUGCAACACCGCAAGUUACUGAUAUGUCAGAUGAGGAAAAAAAAAUUGUCGAUAAAGUACUUUUCAAAAAAAGUCUUAAAAUUCAAACCAACAGAAUUCCGUAUAAUAGUCGAAUUAUUAAGACGAAUGUUCUUGUUGAUAUUGGAAAGACGGUAGACCAUUCAACCCUCAACUUUCCAGCGCCAUUACUUAUGGUUACAUAUCUUCAGGAUCGCUUUGGCCACGUUACACGUUCUAUAUCACCACCUUCUAUUCUUCGUAAGGAUGAUACAUGGGGUUUUUCGGAUGUCCGUUUUACUGAUGAAGAGUUUGACGAUUACGUUUACCGAUUUUGUGAAAUGCGUCUUCAUAUGUUGAAAAAAGGAGACAUUCCGUUUCUACAUAAUUAUGUGCGUGAAAUAACAGCCUACCAUCCUGGUUUAAUUGCUUUUACAAUGGAUGAAAUUUACAAAAGAUUUGUCAAACGGACCUCAGAGCUGGAAUUCGGUGAUAUUUUUGCCUUUCUCAAAUCCUAUGAGUUUUAUUCUCAUCUUAAAUGUAUCCGUGCAACACCGCAAGUUACUGAUAUGUCAGAUGAGGAAAAAAAAAUUGUCGAUAAAGUACUUUUCAAAAAAAGUCUUAAAAUUCAAACCAACAGAAUUCCGUAUAAUAGUCGAAUUAUUAAGACGAAUGUUCUUGUUGAUAUUGGAAAGACGGUAGACCAUUCAACCCUCAACUUUCCAGCGCCAUUACUUAUGGUUACAUAUCUUCAGGAUCGCUUUGGCCACGUUACACGUUCUAUAUCACCACCUAAAACAUUUGAAGAUUUUAUAAAGUCAGUGUUUGCGAUAAUGAAUCCAAAAAUAUUACAAAAUAGCAAAGGCAGAAGCAAAGAUGGUCGACUUUUUGAACGUGUGUGGCAAAUGGAAUUUUAUCGUGCCUCAUUACAAGUUCUUCCUGAUGAUAUUUAUCCUUCUGUUGAUGUUGGAAAGGUUUUUAGAUCAAAAGGAUAUGUAGAUUUUUAUAUAAAUGAUAAUCGUAAUUGGGCUAUUGAAUUAUUACGAGAUGGGGAAAAGUUGGAUCAACAUAAAGAAAGGUUUCAGAAAGCUGGUAUAUAUGUCCCUAUUCUUAAACAUACGAAACGGUGGGCAAUUAUUGACAUUCGAAAUCAUAAAAUGAAUGCUCCGGCAUUAGAAAAGCGUGAACAAAAUGAGAUUUAUGUACUUUGUUCUGAAAACUUUGAAUUAGUUCAGUUGGUGUAUCCUAAUGGAACUAAGGAGGAUAUUCGGUUGUUAGGUGAAGAAAAUUUACUUGGAUACGACAUAUCAGAAUUUUUAGAUGAUUCAAUGGAAAUUGACUGA
Molecule: messenger RNA, 2600 nt
Organism: Racocetra persica
Lineage: Eukaryota; Fungi; Glomeromycota; Glomeromycetes; Diversisporales; Gigasporaceae
Source: the annotation of a GenBank genome assembly